AUGGGUCAAAGAGCGGAAGGCCAAGAAAACUACUGGGACAAGGAACCGGAUAUUCCCGUUCACGCUUCCGUAUUCGAUAUCUCCGAGCAGCCGUUCUCUGCCAUCAACCCUACACUGCUCCCGGAUUCGUUCGCGGAUGCGCAAGACAUGUAA
Molecule: messenger RNA, 153 nt
Organism: Gongylonema pulchrum
Lineage: Eukaryota; Metazoa; Nematoda; Chromadorea; Rhabditida; Gongylonematidae
Source: the annotation of a GenBank genome assembly